GACAAUGUAUUUCUUAUGGAAUUAUUAGUGUUUCAACUUUUUUUUUUGUAUAUGAAUAAAUCUAUCAUUAUAUUUACCACGUUUUUUACAUGGAUAUUCUCAAUUUUAUCGACUAGCAAAAGUAUUUCAAUCAAAUAUGUGACAAAUGUUUUGUACUUUGGAGAAUAAAAAAGUAGGAAGAAAGAAAUCGUUGAUUUUUGUGGAAAUUGAUCAAAGGUCCUGUAAAUACAUUUAUUGGCAUUACCAUUGAUUUGUGUUAAAUAAAAACAACCUCUCGAUUAACAAUCGAUUUAACUCUCUCUUUGUUCCUUUCCUUUGAAGCAGCAUUUAUUCAAUUUCACGCAUCGUUGAGCGCGUGAUUAAUGAUUGCUAUUCAUAAUUAGAUAAUCCUUCUUGCCUCUAAGCAUACGACAUUAUUUCUUUUUUUCUUUACACGUGUAUACAUAUAUUUAUAAUCUAUAAAGUAAUCUAACGCGUUACAAUUGUUCUGGCAUUUCGCAAAACGUUUGGAUGAAUGAGUAAAUAAAAGAGUAUUUAUCCAAACACCGCAUCAUUAAUUAAUCUGUUCAUAAGGAGGGGAAGAAACAUAUGUGAUUUCUUGUUUUUAUUAUAAACACGCAAUAGGCAAAUAAAAAUGAAAAAAAUUACGAAAAAGCCUCACGUUAUUGUAGCUUCCGCACUUUUGUAUUUGCAUUCGUACGAAUGCAAUGAAAUAGAAAAGUUUAUUAUAUUCUCCAAAUAUACGCUCCUUAAUUAUAUUUAUAAUUACGUAUACGUGGUGUUUCAGGAUCGACGAGUACAGAAUCCCGUCCAGAGUAUUAAACGUCUUCCUGGACGUUUAAAGUGCGUUAAAGAUUCUUAAGUAAGUCUUAAAUCUAGCUGUUUAAUUCAAAAAAUCCCGCUCAAGCCGCUUGAUUUUCAACCGCAUCGAUCAAUCGAUUAUCAUUCGAUCUCUAACCAGUAGUUGACACUAAUGACGGAGAAUGACCGGAAGAGCGAAAACAGAAGAAGCUGAGUAUGGUACAUAAUCUUCGAGGCAAAGAUUGAUUUAUUUUGGUUCGUAAAUAAAACAUUAAUUAAUUACUCUUUCUUUAUUUAUAAUUAUAUGUAAUAACUAUUGUCGACAGGUGUCAACGAAAGGUUAAAUAGAUCAAAGUGUUCGGUCUUAUCCUAACCUAACGAUAUACAUAUUUGAAAACGAUAGAGAUUUGAGCUUGACAGUAGCAUCUUUAAGUUUCCUCAAAAAUAUUAUAUAUACGAUAUUUCUAUUCUUAAAAAGCUGUUACAUUCAGCCUCUUUAAGGCUACUUUUAGAGAUGCUGUUUGUCAAAUAUUUUCAUUUGGCGUCGAUAGUUAGCGCGAUCGUCGCUAACGUGCAUCUCGAUACGGAACGAUAAUCGAACGCGGCAAAUCAUUAUCGAAUUGUCGCGUGGUGGUGCAUCUAGCGUCCCUUCGAAGUCACCUAUUUCUUCAGAAAAAUUUUGUGACAUAAUGGGUUAACAUGGAUCAUCAUUGCUUCCUCAUUUAUCAUCGAGAUGUUGGAAGCUGACUCGUUGCACAUGGAACUUCGGGAGCUCAAAAUGGCGGUUAAGGCUGUUCAGACAUCGUGGAGGUAGCACCUUGAGGGAAUUUCAUUGAUGCAACGAGGGAGAGGGCAAUUUGAGGAAGUGCGUCGAUUAUGAAUUGGUGCAAAGUGCAGGCUGUUGUACACUCAGCGGAGACGUCAGCCGGUUGGAAAGAAGGGAUGAUCGUAGGAGAAGGCGCCGAAGCAUGAGGGACGUCGCAUCUUUAACGUAAUGAUGCAGAGAGCGGUGCUACUGCUCUGUUGGCUGCCGCUCCUCAACCACUGCCACGCCGUAAAUCCAGGUUGCUCUUGCGUCGUCUACAGCAGCUCGGACAGACCUCAAGGUGGCACAUUUACAACCCCUUAUUAUCCCAAAAGAUAUCCCUCGAACAUUGAUUGCCUGCUUUAUACGUUCAUCGGCCAACCCGACGAAAUCGUAAAGUUGACGUUUCAUCACUUCAACAUUCGACGUGUUCGACCCGACUGUGUGGGUGGUGACUUUGUAAAAGUGUUUCUACAUUUGGAGACCACCGGUGUUUCCGAGUAUACCCCUUGGUCCGGUGUGCUUUGCGGGGAUCUGCGUGACAUCCCGCAGGUUCUCUACAGUUCAAGAUCUACGCUUAUUUUGGAGUUCCACACACAGGGACCCCCGUCUAAUGCGACCGGCUUUUUCGGGAAUUUUCACUUCAUCAACAGACGAUUAUUCGAGACAGACGGCGUGCUCAUUCCUGGCACGAUGUGUGACCUCGAGUUUGUCAGUUCACAGUCAAAACGGCAAUACGGACGUUUCUACUCGCCACGGUACCCGUCCUCCUACCCAAAGAACAUCCGGUGCUCGUACCUCUUCCGGGCAAG
Molecule: messenger RNA, 2418 nt
Organism: Osmia lignaria (orchard mason bee)
Lineage: Eukaryota; Metazoa; Arthropoda; Insecta; Hymenoptera; Megachilidae
Source: RefSeq, a predicted model, not a curated record